UCUCUCCGUGAAGCCCCCCGUGCCUCACUCUACCUCUCCCUCUCUCCUCCGGCCACCGCCACCACCAAACCGUAGGGCAGAGGACGCUGAAAGAACCCCAGCCAACCGUCGCCGACCGCACGCGCACCUAGAAGUUGCGACACCGCUUCUGGUGGCUUCAGCGCAGCAUUCUAUGUCUACCGGUGACCAAACAGGGCCUUCGGAACAGAAGGCGGUGAUUGUAAGGGUUAAGCGCAAAGCCAACCAGUCUCCCAUUGAUGCUUUCUGGCUUGAAAUCAAUGAGAGGCCGCUCAAGCGUCCUCUUUUGGAUUUGGCCAAGCUUUCACUCUCUGAUUCACCAGGAAAAGCAACAGCAGAAGAAUUGAAGACAAAGAAGGUUUUUGUGCAGCAUGUAGAGACUGUAAGCAGCUUUGACAUCACGAUUGACCUUGUGAAAUCAUUUGUGGAAGCUACUACGGAUGGAGUGUCCGAAAGUAAAACAAAGAGUGAAGAACGGAGACACUCUUUAAAAAAGGAUAAUAAACAAGAGCAGCUUUUGUCUAAAGCCAAACAGAGGCAAGAGGCCGUAGCAAAAAAUGCCCGUUUUGAACAAAUAUGGAGGAGCCGAAAGGGAAAGGAAGAAGAAUCUGAUAAAUUACAGGAAAUGUGUCAUUUCUAUGAUGUUAUUCGUGUUGAUACCGAGGAAAGAUCUAAUGAACAGAAACAGCAGGAUGAGUUAUCGUUGGAGGACCAGAGGAUUUUGCAGAGCUACUUGCCUCUACUGAGAGAAUUCAUUCCCAGUGCGGCUUUAGAAGUUGAAUCAGAUUUGCAUGCUCAAAAACAAGAAUCUGAAGAUGAGUAUGUAUAUGACGUCUAUGCUGUGAACGAUGAAAUGCAUAUAGCGGAUGAAGAUUCUUCCCACCCAUUUCCUUUGGUGCAAGUUGAUGAUGAGGAUGUCUAUGAUGUGCCUGAUGAAUCAGAACAUGACUCUGAGGAUUCAAAUGAUGAAAACAAUCCAAAUUUUGAUUACCCGGAUGAGGAAUCUGAAGAUGAAGAAGAGGAAUCGGACAGUGAAGCAUCUGAUAAUGAAUCAAAAGAUGAGAGUGUCAGUGAUAGAUCCUUAGAAUCCAAGGAUUUAGAGGAGUAUGCGAUUUCAGGUGAUGAUCUUUCUUUUGAUCAUGAAGAUGAUAGGGAUGAUGGUGAAGACUGGAUGUAAACGUCAGUUUUUUGUGUACACUAUGGCUUGGAUCAUGCUGCUCUUUGGUAAUCUUUUGCACAAGUACAUCCAUUAUCAGAUGUUAAGUAUGAAUCAGUGUUUAGAUGCGUUAUGAUGUGAAUACAUAUUCCCUUUUAACUUAACACCCCUGAUGGUAGUAGUAGGUUUGGGCAAGGGAAACCUUUCCUCUUCCAUAUAGGAGGUCCCCCUUUCAGUGAUUGACCAAGUUAAAUUAAUGAGAGAUCUACGUGGGAUUAUCUUGUUUCCGAGAUGAAGUUGCGGUAAUGUUUUUACACCCAAAUGCUCAUCUUUUACAAUAGAGCAAGGAGUUUCUUCUUUUGUUCUUCUGGAGAGAUUUCUGUAGCUUGUUCAUUCUUACUUGGUGAUCCUACCUGUGUAUAUUGCUUAAUGCUGCAAUUUGGUUUG
This is a messenger RNA of Fragaria vesca subsp. vesca, 1621 nucleotides long. RefSeq lists its product as uncharacterized. NCBI's taxonomy places the organism in Eukaryota, Viridiplantae, Streptophyta, Magnoliopsida, Rosales, Rosaceae. The coding region runs from base 173 to 1195 and encodes 340 amino acids. The record is from RefSeq and is a predicted model, not a curated record. The transcript is spliced from 12 exons.